ACUAUUGGCUUGCAGCGCGUGCUGUCCGGCGUCGCCGCCCUCGAGCCCCGCACUGGCAACCAGGCCGCGACGGCCCUGCUGCCCUGCGCCAACAUGAACCAGCUGGAGAGCAUGAACCACAUGAACGCCUCCACAAAGUGCCUGCAGAUGCGCCUGCACCACACUUACGAACGCGAUGCGAAAAAAGACAUGGCCGUAUUCGGCGGAUACUACGUCACGGAAACAGGCGCCUACAUUGUCGGAGAGGCGCUGGUGUGGGGAGACGCUGACAAACGACGGCCCAUCCUUGACGCUUUGAAGAAAAAGUACAUCGACGGAACAGCCUGGGAGUUCAAGAAACUCAAUGCCACCAAGAAAAAAGAGGCAUUCCACUCCAGCCCGCACCCCUGCUUCUUCGCCUUGAACGACAAAGCCCUCCAGAGCAAGAAACUUGAGAAGAAGUUCGCCGAUGAGCUCCCGACCGAGAUCGAACCGCCGAUGACCACGACCGAAGCCAUGCAACUCUCCAAGAGCCAACUCGUCGAUCUCACCGCCUUCCUCAUCACGAAGGCCGGCCCGGUGAAGGCCAACGAUAAGUCAGUCCAAGAAUUACACAUUUGCGACACCCGUGGGGCCGUGCUGAAGUUCAACUUCUGGGCAGAGCACCAGGAGAAAGCCACCGACCUGAACGCCCAAGACACGUUGUACAUUUUCGGGGCCUACUUCACGAAGGACGCCGAUGACAAAGCACACCUCACUGCGACGGACACCACGAAGAUCUUCAAGGCUUCCGGCCAGCUGGAGCGCGCCAAAGCGUUCGCGGACACCAACUUCGAGGCCCUCGAGAAAACGACCCUCGGCCACGCCGGCUCCCGCAAGGACUUCACGCAGGGCCCCGCAACCGCGGCUGCCGUCGGCACGUUGGACCACCUCACUUUCUUCAAGACGCCGUUGCCCGACACGUUGUACGAACUCGCUGGGUGCUUGGUGCCCCUCGGCGCCGCCGACGAGGACUCCUUGCUGACGAAAGACAAGCAGCGCAUCUGGACCCAGGUCUCCCUUACAGAUUGGUCCGGCACCACGUCCGCCAAGCUCACCGAAGACGCCGCGCUCCUCCUCUCCGACACCCCCGACAAGACCGAGCUCAUGGAGGCCGCAGCUGCUGGCGCACUCACUAUCUCCCGGGCUCGACUUCGCGUGCAAGUCGCCGCCCCCGAAGUCGACGACAAGCCCGACUCCGCCGUGAAGGGCCCCAUCGUGUCCAUCGUCGCCGCGCUGCCACGCCCCUUCGACGACCACGUGCCACAGCCAGUCUUGCCCAGCGACGACCGCUUGCUCCCGGCGCUCGUGGCGUGGGCGUCGACCUCGCCAACGGGCAAGAUCUCUGCCCGCUGCCCCGACCACCAGAAAUCGUUCCUCGCCUCAGGCAUCCUCACCCUGGUGCGCAGCGUCCGGGAGCCCGUCACGACGACCAUCGAGGACGGCUUCUGCAUCCAGAAUGCCGUGGUCGACGCGGCAGACACGGGCAACGAGCACCAGGCAUGGGCGGCAACCACCACAGCCCCCAUUGCGAGGCUCACGCGCUACUCUCUGCCCAAGAACGACAUCGCGCUUGUCCACGUCGCCCACGUUGACCCCGCGAAGCGCCAGCUCGCAGUGGCGGACAUGUGGCGUCUGCCAGCGGGCACGACUCCUGAGCAAUGGAACCAGGAGAUGACCAACACGUGGGCGUCACUGCAGACGCCGCCGCCCAACCUGAAACGCAAGGCCACCGAGUUCCAGACAGCGCUGGACACGCUCAUGGGGCCCGCGCACAAGAAGCACCACCCGCGCAUCG
This is a messenger RNA of Prorocentrum cordatum, 1816 nucleotides long. The record is from the annotation of a GenBank genome assembly. Lineage: Eukaryota; Dinophyceae; Prorocentrales; Prorocentraceae.